Molecule: messenger RNA, 5035 nt
Organism: Gopherus flavomarginatus (Mexican gopher tortoise)
Lineage: Eukaryota; Metazoa; Chordata; Testudines; Testudinidae
Gene: SLC1A2
Product: solute carrier family 1 member 2
Exons: 11
Coding region: 873-2600 (575 amino acids)
Biological process (GO): L-glutamate transmembrane transport
Cellular component (GO): plasma membrane
Molecular function (GO): glutamate:sodium symporter activity; neutral L-amino acid transmembrane transporter activity; L-glutamate transmembrane transporter activity
Source: RefSeq, a predicted model, not a curated record
CUACAGACGAGACUGGGAAGGGUCCUCGUUAGAGACCGACUGAGAUUUAUAGCCGCUGAGCUCGCAAAGCGCCACGAACAAUGCAAAGGGAAACCAGCUUGUGCGUCUGCGGCUGUUCGGACGCGUCCUUUCUGGUUCUAAUUUAAUCGCCUGAGUUUAACCUCACCGCCGUAGAUUUAAAAUCCCCUGGCAAAGAGGGGGGCAGGGCAGGUAAUGAAAGCCGAGCGAGGCUGAAUCGCUGCACUAACCCAGCAGCGGAAAUCACGGUCAUUCCUCUGGAUCCAGGCAUUCCCUCUGUGGGAUUUUUCUUCUUCUUUAAAUAAGAGGCUGGGGGGAUUUAUAGGGGUAACAGCAGCUAGUGAUGUCAGCCCUUGCCUAAAAUAGAGAAGGAUAGACUGCAAAUCCACAGCUAGAAGGCUAAAACCUUCCAAUCCAGCCUCAGCCAACACCAUGUCAACGUGAAGUCACCCACCACCUCUUCCUCACACAUACACUCACUCACAUGCACUCCCCCCUUCCCAACCACUCCAGGAGGAGAAAGCAAGGGAUCAAAGCCCAGGUGUCCUCCACAGCCUAACCCCGCCGACCACUGCUCAUUUUCCACUAGGGGUGGCAGAGCUUUCCCCUCCAAGACAUGAAAGCCUAAAAGACGUGGAGAAUAUCAAUCCAACAGGAGGUGGUGGUAGUGGAGGGGGGUGGAGGAAUCUGAAGAGCAGAGCUUCUGGAGUCUUGCCUUUUGGAGCCUUGAGGAUUAUACAAGGAAUUUUUGUGCUACUGCUUAGACGCUAUAGGGAGGAAUCCAAAAGACGGAGCUUCCUUUGCAUCCCACCUCCCUUGGAUUCUUGAGAAGACAGGGGGGCUUGCAGGACACCAUGGCAUCGCCAGAAGGUGCCAACAAUAUGCCUAAGCAGGUAGAAGUGCGAAUGCAUGAAAGCCACCUGAGCCCUGUGGAGCCAAGGCCCAAGAAUGUAUGCCUGCAAUUCUUCCAAUCACUCAGAAAAAACCUGCUCUUGUCUCUUACUGUAUUUGGUGUCAUCAUGGGUGCAGUGUGUGGGGGUCUUCUUCGCCUGGCAACUCCUAUUGAUCCUGACAUCAUCAUGUUAAUAGCCUUCCCAGGAGAUAUCCUUAUGAGGAUGUUAAAAAUGUUGAUCUUACCUUUAAUUAUAUCCAGUUUAAUCACAGGACUGUCAGGUUUGGAUGCUAAAGCUAGUGGCCGAUUGGGCACAAGAGCCAUGGUCUAUUACAUGUCCACUACUAUCAUUGCUGCUGUGCUAGGGGUGAUUCUGGUUUUAGCCAUUCACCCAGGAAAUCCAAAACUCAAGAAGCAGCUGGGAGAAGGAAAGAAAAAUGAUGAAGUAUCCAGUCUGGAUGCUUUCUUGGAUCUCAUCCGGAACCUGUUCCCUGAAAAUCUAGUCCAAGCAUGCUUCCAGCAGAUCCAAACUGUCACUAAGAAAGUGCUGGUGCCCCCACAAACUGAAGAAUCACCUAACGUCACUGACUCUGUCUUUGCUCUGAUGAACGAGACGAUGGCUGAAGCACCACUAGAAGCCCAGCUGAUCAUUAAAAAGGGGCUGGAGUUUAAAGAUGGAAUGAAUGUCUUAGGCCUGAUAGGGUUCUUCAUUGCUUUUGGUGUUGCUAUGGGGAAGAUGGGAGAGCAGGCCAAAAUGAUGGUGGAUUUCUUCAGCAUCCUGAAUGAGAUUGUAAUGAAACUAGUGAUUAUGAUCAUGUGGUACUCUCCUUUCGGCAUUGCCUGCCUUAUUUGCGGGAAAAUCAUUGAAAUUAAGGACUUAGAAGUGGUUGCUAGGCAACUUGGAAUGUACAUGGUAACAGUGAUCGUGGGACUUCUCAUCCACGGUGGGAUCUUCUUGCCUUCACUGUACUUCGUGAUAACAAGGAAAAGCCCCUUCACAUUCCUUGCUGGCAUUUUCCAGGCAUGGAUCACAGCUCUAGGCACAGCUUCCAGUGCUGGUACAUUACCUGUCACUUUCCGUUGUCUUGAAGAAAACUUGGGCAUUGAUAAACGUGUCACAAGAUUUGUCCUGCCUGUUGGAGCAACAAUAAACAUGGAUGGGACGGCUCUUUAUGAAGCAGUUGCUGCAAUCUUCAUAGCACAGAUGAAUGGAAUUGUGUUGGAUGGUGGGCAGAUAGUCACUGUGAGUCUGACAGCCACCUUAGCAAGUGUUGGAGCUGCCAGUAUACCCAGUGCAGGACUGGUCACCAUGCUUCUCAUCCUCACUGCGGUGGGUCUCCCUACUCAGGACAUCAGUCUGCUUGUUGCUGUUGACUGGCUCUUAGACCGGAUGAGAACAUCAGUAAAUGUUGUAGGAGAUUCUUUUGGUGCUGGCAUUGUGUAUCACCUCUCCAAGGCAGAGCUGGAAAACCUGGAUUCCCAGCAUAAGGGACAUGAAGACAUUGAAAUGACCAAGACUCAGUCAAUUUAUGAUGACAUGAAAAAUCAUAGGGAAAACAACUCAAACCAAUGUGUUUAUGCAGCUCACAACUCUGUCAUAGUAGAUGAAUGCAAGGUGACACUGGCAACCAAUGGCAAAUCUGCAGACUUCACUGUUGUUGAGGAAGAGCCUUGGAAAGGUGAAAAUUAAGGAAAGCGAGUCCCAUAAGCCCCUGAAGCUAUCUUAUGGUAAAAGAUAUCAAGAUUAAAGAAUAUUUCUCUAUUUAUUUAACAUCUAAAGUUUCUGCUUAUUUAAUUUGUUAACUGAAACUUAGCAAAGAUCUCAUAAAGUCAUUGUAGCUACCAUGUUUUUGCCAAAUAGUUAUCCAUAACUAUCUGUCUCACUUGUACUGUUUGAAUGGAUGCAGCUGGAGAAUACUCUAUGAGUUAACAGUUAUGUUCUCAUCAGACUCUCUCCUUUGCUCAAGAUGCAGAAAAUGUAGAUGCUGCAAAAUGAAAAGAUCAAAAAGCCGGUAUGACUUUCUCCAGGGACUCAGGGUAAUGAACAUAUAGUAUCAUAUAAACCUUAAAUUGUUCUCAGUGUCUCUUCUUGUGAUGUAUGUAUAAAUCAGUACUGCAGUGUACGUUUGGUACAGUCAACAUUGUGUAACUACACUAUUUAUUUUAAGUGUCUCUAAAGGUUUUCUAUAAGUUUUAUUCAUAAUUAGUAGCUGGCAUGGGUGACUCAAAAUUUUCAUCUUCCCAGGUACACUUAAAAUUAAGUGUCUCAAAUAAAUAUUUCAUUUAAAUUCACCCCAGGCAUAACUUUAUUAAAAUCAGUGGAGUAAAUACAAAGGGCCAGAUCCCGGACCUUUCAGAUAGCACCAGAUUCUGACGCUCUCGUCACAUCGAAUAGGACCUUACAGCCCAUGUAGUCCCUCUGAAACUAUUCAAGGAGAAUGAUGUUAUUCAACUUAAGGAAGAGCACCAGAAUCUGUCCCCAAAUGAUUAUUGAACAUUCUUUUUGUUGAGGAUAAGCAAUUAUAUGUAAUAGGGUGUUAAAAUGUAAUGGUGCUUAGCAUACGUAGCUUUGUUAACUAAGCUAAACUAAAUGUAUAUUUAAGACACUUAAUUUGAAGUGAUAACUAUUUUUCUUCUCAAGUACAUCUUAGAUUUGAGCCAAUGAGCUAAAUCCUGAAGUCAUUAUCUGGUCAAAUUUUGCAUUGAAGUCAGUGAGAAUUUUGCUAGAGUUAGGUCUGAGUGAAAAGUAAACCAGGACUUCAGGAUUCAGUCCAACAAAUUGAAUCCCCAUCUCUCUAUUGUGAAUAAACAAUUUGUAUAAAUGUCUUUGAUGUCAGACAAGCAGUGAUUCUAGACCACAUAGCAUAUGAAUAAACAAGGCAGAGUUUUGUCAACAAGGUAAAACUAAUUCAUUCAUCUGUAAGAUGUAGAGGUGCAAUAAUCAUUCUCUUAGGUUGUUUAAAAGGUGCUUGUUAAAAAUCAGUGCUUGUAAAGACAUAGGUGUAAUCUAUUAUGAAAUUAAUAAUGUUUUACAGCAAAUCUGAGCCAGGUAGCCGUGGGAAACUCUACCCUCUGACCAAAACUUCUGUGAUGUGAGUGUUUCUUAAAAUGUUCUCUGAGCUGUCCAGCCUAUGAGCUUAUAAUGAACCUACCUACAAGGUGAGAUGGGAAAUGAAGCACAUAUGCUUCUCUCCUUCCAUGCACAGUGCAGUGCUGCCAUUGACGUAAACUGGAAUAACGUGUGAAUGUAGAGUUUAAAUAAUAAUCCAGUCUAGUUUUGCUAAUUUGUAUUUGUGUUAGCUUUCCAGUGAAGUCACUAUGAGCCCCUGCUAAUAAGGACUAUUCACCUGUUUAAUGGUUUGCAGAAUCAAACCUAUAGUCAACAUAUUCACCAUUCAAAUAUUUGUAGCUGUGCAGUAUUUUCCUUGGGAACAUUAGUGCCCUUUCUGCCUCACUAACUGAAAAGUCCUAAAGAAUUUAAUAGCUAUUAAACUACUGUGGGUUCUAUAGACAUUAUUCUGACAACCUGAAGAAUUUAAUAGAGAAUUAGUCCUUUUCUGUAGGUCUUUUGUACCAUUCUAUGGAAUUCUGUUCCAUCCUGUUCAACGUAUUUAAUGGAAAUUGUGGGUACACAGAACUUCUCAGGUUCGGGGACUUAGUCUGGAUUUGAAGAAGAGUUCACUUCCCUGAUGCCCUCAGAAAGAGAGCAAUUGCCCGAGACAGCUGCAACACUCUCUAAAAUGAACUCUAACAUUUGGGCUGUUGGCUCACCUCACAUGAAAGUCACUGAGAGCUAAGUAGCAAUUGUAUAGAGUGACCAUAUUUCCAAAAGACAAAACAGGACACCCCCAGCUGCUCACCUGUGGCCCCUUUCCCCCCAUGCAAGGCUGUUCACCGUCACAGGUACCCUGCAGGGGCCCCCCACAAGGCUGUUUUCUGGAACCCUGCAGGGAAGGGUAGCUCCCUCAGGAGGCUAUUGCCAAUCGCUGGAACCUUGCUGCCCUCCACCCCCCCAGCUCAGCCUCCUCCCCCAUGACGGGCUGGCAUAUCUGAUCUCCCCCUCUGCACCACACCCUGCUUUUUUUGGACAAAAGCAGGCAUUUGUCCCAUUUGCUCUUGCCAACU